Messenger RNA from Scomber japonicus (chub mackerel), 1383 nucleotides. Its product is annotated as 5-hydroxytryptamine receptor 3A-like. The transcript has 11 exons. Gene Ontology annotation, cellular component: neuron projection; membrane; synapse. Gene Ontology annotation, molecular function: transmembrane signaling receptor activity; extracellular ligand-gated monoatomic ion channel activity; neurotransmitter receptor activity. Bases 1 to 1383 code for a protein of 460 amino acids. The record is from RefSeq and is a predicted model, not a curated record. Gene Ontology annotation, biological process: chemical synaptic transmission; regulation of membrane potential; nervous system process. NCBI's taxonomy places the organism in Eukaryota, Metazoa, Chordata, Actinopteri, Scombriformes, Scombridae.
AUGGUAACGAGAACAUGUCUUGAUAUUGUUGCAGUAGAAGGGGCGUCCUCUGAGGAUAACUGCAGUUACCAGUAUCUUUUAAAACACCUGAACCUGAGUCUAUCCAAUAAAAAUGAUCUGUACACCAUGUCACGGCCUGUUAAAAACUACGAGACGACUACAAAUGUAUCAAUGGAAAUGAUCAUCUCUGCCAUCCUAGAUAUGAGAGAGAGUGACCAGACUUUCAUUUCUAACGUUUGGAUUUUUAUGGAGUGGAAGAAUGAACACAUUGGAUGGGAGCCAGACGACUUUUGCGGUAUUUACCGUAUAGUGGUUCCUGCUGAUAUUUUGUGGAAGCCAGAUCUCACCAUUCAAGAGAUGUCAGAGUCAUACAAGGCCUUUCAAAGUCCUUAUCUCAUAAUUUUCCCUGAUGGUUCUGUUACAUCUUGGAGCCCUCAGGUGCUAGUCAGCGCCUGCAAGAUGCAAGUCCACAAAUUCCCCUUCGACAUGCAGACCUGUAACAUUUCGUUCAGGUCUAUCACUCACACUGAUGAGGAACUGAACCUUGAAGCCACCUUUAACUCUACAGAGGCCACAGAGUGGUCUCGUGAAGUGAUGAAGACCCAGUACGAGUGGCUUUACGUCAACAUGAGCACCACCCAGACAACUAUUGAAUCCUUUAACUUUCGCCAAAGCAUGAUCGUUUACACCAUCACAAUGAAGAGGCGAUCAGUCCUCUACAUUGUCAACUUCUUGCUGCCUAUCCUGUUCUUCUUGUGUCUGGACUUUUCCUCCUUCCUGAUCUCAGACAAUGGGGGUGAGAAGCUGAGCUUCAAGAUCACUGUGCUGCUCGCUGUCACUGUGAUGCAGAUUAUUCUCAAUGAAAUCCUGCCUUCUUCAUCAAAUAGGGCUCCACUUAUAGCGGUCUACUGCGUUGGAAUUUUUGGUUUGAUGCUGCUCAGCCUCCUGGAGACCAUUGUUGUGAUGUAUCUGAUGGAGAAAGACUCUGAAUCCCGAGACAACGAGGCAGACAGAGACCAAAGCGUGAAUGAGGACUGUGGGGACAAACAUGGCAAAGCGAAAUUCAUCUGUAAUGGAGAGAAGAAGAAAUGGACUCUUGCAUGCAUCUCUGAUGCGUCUGCGGAUGAAACUCCAUCUGAACUGCUGAAGGGUAGCAGCAGCCAACUGACAGAGGAGACACAUGGCGCUGAAAAGCUCUCAGAUGAUCUAAGGGAGGUGAUGAAAACACUGGCUCUGCUCCAUGACAGCAAGAAGGAAGAGGUGAAGCCUGGCUACUGGACCAGAAAGACUAAGACAAUCAACAAAGUUUUCUUCAUUUUCUACUUGAUAGCUUCCUGUGUGUUUUUAGUGUUUAUGUUUUCCGGAUGGUGGACUGAUGACUGA